Molecule: messenger RNA, 9842 nt
Organism: Porites evermanni
Lineage: Eukaryota; Metazoa; Cnidaria; Anthozoa; Scleractinia; Poritidae
Source: the annotation of a GenBank genome assembly
AUGCAAAGUGCCGUGGUUUAUGGCCGAUUGUUAGCUUCUCAUGCGCGACAAUUAGUGGCGCCUUUGCUGAAACGACAGACUAACUCUACGGAUCUUCGGCUCAUCACGGCAUAUUGUGGUUUUUCAAAGGAUUUCAAGCCGGCGAAGAACAAAUUCGUUUUCGGAGAAGAUGCAUGUUUUCUAGCCAAAACUAAAACUUCCGAUGUCUUAGGUAAGUUACUUAUUGAGAACGGUUUAGUGUUCUUCUUGAAUGGCUGUUACGUAUGGAUAUUUUAGUUUGUGCCGGGCUCGAAUUGUAAACUCGUUUUCCUGUUGUAAACAAAUAUUGCAGCACAUGCAUGAACGGUGGAAAAUGAAGAUUUGUUGUUUUAAGUCAACCUUUUUCAGCGUUCUUUCAGACUCUUACGAUAGUAUUGGAUGUUCCAGCGAACGGGGAUAUGUUAUAUUUGAUAACAUUUAUAUUUAAAAGGUUUACCCAUGUGGUUAUUGUGACUUGUUUUCAAUAGAAGACGAAUUACAUUUCGUAUGUUCACGCAGUGUAUUUUGAUCUCCCGUUGAUGUUCCCAGAUUUAAACUAUUUAAAUUAUUUUACAGCCAUAAUAGAGUUCAGAAAGUGUGCUUCUACAAUAUCUUUAGAAGGAACUACCGAGAUUCAUUUUUAGGAUGAAACCAAAUUACGGCGCUAACUGCAGACAUGUAUCACAGGGUUUUUUGCUUUUAUGGAAUUCGUUUUAUUUUUUCCAGGGUUUUUUUUGAACGAUGUUUUAAUUUGAAAAACUGUUUUCAUGAAAAUGCAAUAUUUGUAUUUUAUAUUCCUCUUUCAGAAAGGCAAUAAGAAUUACUAUUAAACUGAAGUGCUUAUUGCAUAUUGCUUUUAAUUUACAAGAUCUCCUUGCUUUAUCGUUUUAAGUUUAACCACAGUUGGUUAAUUGGAGCUCUUACAUUUUACAAAGAAUUCCAUAAUUGCCAUUUUCUUUUUAACUUUCCCUUGUGCAUUCUCUUUUUUCAUGACCCUGUCUGUAUCUGGUGAUUCUCACUGAUGAAGAUACAUGUGAUAUUGUUCCUCUAAAUUUUGUGAAUUUAUAUUAUACUUUCAUUUAAUUAAUUAGCCCUGUCUUUUAUUGACUUGGUGGGCUGAUUGGUUACCCUUGUACAGACCCUGUUAAAUUGUUUUACUAACUGCCUUAGACAUUUCCAUCUUCAUUUACAGUACAACUGUACUCUUUCUAGUGUAGAAGCUGUCAGCCCAUACACCCUUUUCCUAGUUGUCUAUUUUUCUGUCAGAUAGCUCGUUUCUCUAUUUCAAGGCCAGAAGUAACAGUUGGUAAUUGGACAAUGGCUGCAAAAUUUUUCGUGCGUGUAAUGAAAUCCCCACCACAUUUGGACAUUAUGGCUAGCUUUUAAAUCAUGAUUGGAUAUUAAUUUUGAAGGGGAUUAAAUUUGCCGUGAGGAAGUAACCAGUUCACUGAUAAAUUGUUGUUAUGUGCUCCUUUUCUGUAAUUACAAAUCACAGGUAUUAAAAAUAGGCAAAUAACAUAAGUGACAUAAUAGGAUGUUGUACCACAUUUCUCUUUUGACCUUGCAAGAAAGCAUCAUAUUAUUUAUCACAGCCCUGCUGUUUCCCAUUUUUUACUUCCUUUUUCGUAUGGGUAGUCCUUUGGCAAGUAUCAUGGAAAAAAAGAUAUUGUGAAGGCUGUAGUUUUAAGUUUGUCAAACUUUUAUUGGAUAUACCAGAAACAGUGUAAAGCAUACAUUAUGGCAACUUUUAAUUUCCUCAGGUAUGAAAAUUUUGAGCUUUAAAAUAAUCAUAGUCUUUGUUUUUUAUUUAUCCAGUGAUGAUUUACUGACAGGUAAAAAUAAUCUGGUUUUCUGUCAUUCUGUAUUUUAGUCAGAUGACCAACUUUUAUUCACAGCUAUGUACAGUUUUACAUGCUGAAAAAGUAUACCAUGUUUAUCAUGUACAGAAAAGUGGUUAAAACCCUGAAUUUGCAAACUUGUAAACAAAAAUUUGGACACAUUUUAUAAGCUGUCUAAGAUAUUGGAAAUGUUGCAAAAUAAUAUAUUGCCCAAUUCCUUCACUGAAUUAAAAGAUAAAAUGGUGCAAUGUACAUUCUGUAGUUAUCCCUUUUUCCUCCCAUAUGUAGUUUUAGCAGCUUGUUUUGAUCAGUUUGAUAUGAUGCUUUCAUAAGCAUUUUACUAGCCCUGUUUAAAGAGUUUUUCCGUGCAGUGCCUGUGGCACACCAUGGUAAAAAAUCUGGUUUCUUUUGUUUUUCAUUGUAUUAUUUGUACAAACAAAUGGGAAAGCCAGCCAAUAGAUUGCAUAAAAUCUUGAUCGAUUAUUUCUUCUUCUAAGCCAACCAAUGGGAUUGUUCAAAAACUUUAUAGAUAUUUAAUCGACUUGCUUCCUCUGAAGAAUGUUUCAGGAUGUUCCUUGCCAAAUUUGUCACUUGUGAUGUUUAGGAUGGCUUUUUAACCAGCGAAAUCCUUCGGGACACUGGCAAGUCAUGGGAGGCGACCCAGGCCAACUUAUUUCUCUUUAUUUUGUUUUUUUUUCCCUCCAUGAUUCUUUUGGUUUAGUCUGGCUUUUUCUUAAGGUUUUAGUAGCAUCUGGUUGGGGGGACGUGAUUUUGGAUAGAUUUUUCAAGUCGGAGUUCACCAGUUUUUACAGAGCAGAGCUAGAGUUCAGUUUUUUCUUUUGUUAUCGAAAACACCUUGACGAUGGGGGGUCAAAUCGUGUAAAUUUCAAUUUGUACCCUUGACAAUUGGCAGUGAAAUCACAAAAAUUUUGUCCACGUCGAUCGACGACUUGCUUUCGACAUGGAUUGGACUUUCUGGAUGGGACACACAUCCAGACGUUAGUGAACUUAUUAUACCUUGAAAUCAUGGAUAACCAUUGGAACUAUGUUAACUUUGAGACCUUGGAAACACACUGCAAUUAAUUUUUAACCAGAUCUAGAGCGUCUUAGAAUAUUAUACUUUCAUCUUGGAUCAAAACAUUGGAACUUUAUUGAACUUUCUAACCUUGGAUAGAGCAAGUGGAUGUUUUGUUUUGUUUAUUUUCCAUUAACCUUAAACUGCAAUGUUUAUUUCUCUUUGAAAAAGUUCCCUGUGGCAACUUUCUACCAAGAUAUGAUGUAUCGUUAUACAUAUAGUUCCUGUUUAGGUUAAUAAAAGCAUUACGUUCUCCAUUUCUUGUGUCCAUGAACAUUCCAAUUUUCAAAGUCACACGGGUAAACCUUGUUUUGAUGCAAAACAACUUCAUUUUCCUAUCCAAAUUGUGCUACGAAAAUAACUAAAUGGUGUUAGAUCAAAACAAAAUCAACUCCAUCCAUGCGACCACUGACAACUAUAAAUUCAGUCAUAAGCACAUUAAAAAACCAUACAGGUAACCUACUCAGCGUGCAACGAAAGUAGUGUCUGAUAGCUCAGGGGUAGUGGAUUUUCCUAUCGGGUAAGUGAAUUCUGUUUUUAACUAUUCGAGUAACAGAAAAACUGUGAAAUCAAUAUUCUGCUCAUCAAAAAGCAUUAGGGCUAGUUGAAAUGACGUCUGGGCUAGUUAAUGCUAGCUUCAGCUUGCCCAAAUGGCAAGCUGUAAAAAUGGUUUUCUUUGCACCCUGCUACUCAUUGAUACUCAUAACAUGACACAUAUUUCCAAUUUCCCUAAUUUUUCCAAAUUCAGAUAGAACGCCACUAUGCUUCCAUAGACCAAUGCAUCCCACGGGAACGACGUUAGGCAUCUUGUUAAAAUUUAUAUAUCUCUCUGUUUAUUUGGUUUUGAGUCACUUUUUAUUACUAAAAAUUCUUUAUUUUCCUAUAUCUAUCAUAAAGGACUUUUUUUUGCCCGUGGAGGGAAAGUUUAAUAAUUUUCCUUUUUGAAGAAGAAGUGAAUAGCAAAAAAUAGUAAAUGUUGUCAAGCAUAAACUGUUUCAACUAAUUUUGCCUAUGUAGCUCUGAUUGGUAGAUAAUUCAACGAACUAUUUCAGUUGCAUUACCCUCAUUUUAUACUGAAAACCGGAUAAGCAUUUCUAGGAAGAUUAAAUCAUUGUGAAGUUGAUUAUUUCAAUGUUGCAUCCACCUACUGUUCAAAUUAUCACAAAGUCGACAGUUGAAGAAUUGAGAAUUCAAAUCAUGUCACCUUUCAGAAAUCGAGUUUUAAGAAUUAUUGGAUUAUUGAGACAUGAAACAUUAAAGGGGAAAGAUAUGGUAAAGGUUAAGAUUCAGAAUUUGUGCGAGAACUUUUCCAUCUCUCAUUCUGUCCCAUGGUUUUUGUCAGGGUACUCCAUUUUUCUUCCCUUCUCAAAAGCAACCAGCCUUUCCAAAUUCCAAUCCAGUCUGGAAUGUUAGACAAAGAAUAAAGAUGAGGAUGUGCUACCACCACAUCAUUAUUUAUUUAUUUAUUUAUUGUAUUAAUCAGGUGUUGCAGAUGGAGUUGGAGGUUGGCGACACUAUGGCAUUGAUUCCUCACUUUUCUCUAGUGCAUUAAUGGAAAGUUGUAAAAGAUUUGUGUUGGAGGGCGGUCUUGAGACACCAUCUCCGGUCAGUAUAAUUAAAGCAGGAUUCAAAGAGCUUGCUGAACAUAAGGAGCCUUUGUUUGGUAGGUGAUUUAAUAACUUUGUCACUUAUUGUAUAAACUGACUACAGUACGAUGUACUACAGGGUUCACACAGUCUUGAAAAGUCCUUUAAAGUCCUUGAUUAUUCCAUUUUUCCUUGAAAUGUCCUUAAAUUUCUAUGCAAGUCCUUGAAUUUUUUUCAACUUUGAAUGUAGUGGCCUGGAAAGUGUUUUUUUAUGCUUUUUGGUUGUCCAUAGCUCAGAGAAUUUAAAAGUUAUUUACACAAAGUGCUCAAUGUUUUUUGCAAUAAUUACAGUCAAAACAGGUCAAGCGUACUCCCCAAGAUUCUAUUAAUGAAUUGAUUAUUUGAAAAUGAAUCUGUUAGUCGUUCCCGUAACUAGUGUCAAAUUCAAAUCAGAAUUACUGCCUGCGUAAUGAGCAGUGAAUAAUUUACGAGAACUUGUCUGUAUUUGGUCAGAUUGAAAAUCUUUGAAUGAAUCAAAAUUCUUAGAAGACAUUUACAUCAAAUUCAGGGAAACUGAGUGGUUAGAAAUUUUGUAACUGAGUCGCGUGUGAAUUCACGGCUCAUUAUGCAUGCAAGAAUGUAGAGAUGAAUCUGAAAUCUACAACUGCCAACGGACUCAACUUUCGAAUGAUAAAUCCAUUAAUGGAAUUCUGGGGGGUACGCUUGACCUGGCUUGACUGUAAUAUUUUGGUUUCCGGUUCUAAUAAUAUGUAAUAUUGUAAGGAACUGAUGAUAAUAUUUUGGUGAUAUAGGUAGCAGCACAGCUUGUAUUAUGGUACUUGACAAAAAAAGCCAGACGCUUCACUCUGCUAACCUGGGUGAUUCCGGAUUUUUGGUGAUUCGUCAAGGUUCAGUGGUACAUCACUCAUCUGAACAGCAGCAUUAUUUCAACACUCCNUCGAAUGAUAAAUCCAUUAAUGGAAUUCUGGGGGGUACGCUUGACCUGGCUUGACUGUAAUAUUUUGGUUUCCGGUUCUAAUAAUAUGUAAUAUUGUAAGGAACUGAUGAUAAUAUUUUGGUGAUAUAGGUAGCAGCACAGCUUGUAUUAUGGUACUUGACAAAAAAAGCCAGACGCUUCACUCUGCUAACCUGGGUGAUUCCGGAUUUUUGGUGAUUCGUCAAGGUUCAGUGGUACAUCACUCAUCUGAACAGCAGCAUUAUUUCAACACUCCGUAUCAGUUAGCACUUCCACCUCCAGGACAGGCUGGUAGCGUUAUACAGGACAGGUGACUGCGUACCUUGCUCAAUAACCGGUUUCCUCAUUUCAUUUUAAUUAUACUGUAGGGAGGUUAAUAAGCAACAACAACGAUGACUACAAUAACAGCGUCAAAAAACGAUAAUUGGUUUUAUGAGCAAAACAACAGCUCUGCAUGUGCACUAUGCUUUUUAGUUCAUUUCUUACAUGUUCACUGCAUGAGUAUGAUGUGAAACCUUCUGAUGCAACGUUUUAUGGAGAACAUGAACAUUUGACAACAAUUUUUCCUUUUUCUUUUUGAACCUGGAUAAAGUCCUUAAGAAUUCAACUCCAGGAAAAAUCCCUUGCGUUUGAAAGAUUAAGCAGAUCCAAAUAGAUGCAUUAAGGUUUGAAACGACAUUAUUUAUAUUUUUAGCGACAUUUUCACUGCUGCCAUCAUGGCCAUUGGUAAAGAUUCCUAUUGUCUCUUUUAGUUGGUACAGCAGUGCAGUAACACUUACCAAUAAAAUUACUAUUUAUUAUUAUUUUUGUACAAGGUUAGUGUAAAAGCUUACCAUUGUCAUGAACAAACCUGAAGAUUUAGAGUGGAAAUCCUGUGCCGUUAUUUGGAUAUCCGUGAUAAAAUUAAAAUGUGCUAUUUAUUCCUGAAGUUCUUUUCUGACAACAUGGUCAUAAAUGCACAGAGCAAACAACAACAACUUCAUUUCUGCUGGAGACAGGCAACUAAGAGAAUUCACAAGAAUUAAUUUUAAUUAGUACUAACAAUUGCAGUACGUGCAGUAGUUGGACACCCAAUAUUUAACAAUUAUUCCUCUCGCCAUGAGGGCGAGAGGAAUAAUUAUUGUUUUAGUAAAAUCCAACUAGUUGGUAAAAAAUAUCGAGACAAAAUAACUUUAGCUAGCAAAACGCGAUUCAGCCGCCAUUGUUCUGGUUUUCAAAGCUGGUGCUUUUCACUACUAGUGGGCUAUAACAUAUAGCCUAGUAGUAGCUCAACCAAUCACAACACAGCAUUGAUAAUAGACCACUAGUUGGAUUUUACCAAUAAAAAAUAUCUGUAAAGUUAAACUAUAAUAGUUGGGUGACCAUCGUAAUAAAUAAUAUAUUUAUAAUAACUGUAAAUUUGCAAAGUCAAGAAAGAUCGAGGCUUAACAAAUCUACAUUGAUAUUGUAUAAAAUUUAAUGUUAAAUAUUAUAAUGAAAUAGGUACAAAAGUAAAUAUACACAACAAAGUGACAGGAUGGAAUAGAUGCAUUGUAAAAAUAACAGUCAUGAUUUUUGUUUGUGUGUGUUGUUUUUUUUUUUUCAGUUUGGAUGAAGCAGAGAGUACAUCAUUUAGUGUGGAGCCAGGGGAUUUGAUUGUGUUAGCUACUGAUGGCCUGUUUGAUAAUGUUUCCACUGAACAAAUACUCAAAGAAUUAUCACAACUUGAGGUAGGAAUUUAUUAUACCUGAUUAAUUAAUUUAUUGAUUCAUCAUGCAUGUUACAAGUAUUAUUGAUUGAUUUGCGGUAAAGUGUGCGAGUUCUUGUUCCUGCAACUGUUUAUACAUGUGUUUACGCCCUCGAAACACAGCACAGAAAAAUGGAUAUUAAUAUUCAGUGCUCGAAACUAACUUUUUUCCCUUCGGUUUCAUUGUAAACUAACCACACAAAAUCCUUUUUCCAAGCUGGUUUGAAGUCUCUAUCCUUCUUUGCCUUUUCCACUCCUGUUGGCUGGGAAUCACCUGUAUUAGCGUUUUCUUCAUCUUUCCUUUCUUCAUCUUCCCUGCGCCUUUUGAAAUAGCAUAACAAAGUCCCAGCACGAGAGGCCGCAUUUUCCACGAUGUUUUUCGGAGUUGCAUGAUGUUUACACAAUUUGCAGUGGAGUGGACUGAGAACCAAAUGUGGCCCAUUCCCUCACUGUUUACAAAAUGGCGAUUGUAAUGCGGAAGUUAUGAGCGUAAACAACGUAAUUGAAAGAACAAUUUUAAAAAUAUUACGUGCUGAUUUAACAAAUGUGAAACCAAGAUCCACAGGCUAAAACUUCCACUCGUCCAUGAGAACGACUAACUCAAAAUUUUACUCGUUUUAGACGAGUAAACGACCGUUAGUUUCAAGCACUGAUAUUAAAUAGUCAUUUUCUUUCCUUCCUUUCAGGAUCACAGCACAGAGAGCAUACAAAAUGUCACUGAUUCACUAGCACAUUUAGCAAGGACUCAUUCAUUUGAUCCUAAUUUUUCCUCUCCAUUCUCUGAACAAGCCAGAUGUGAAGGUUUUAACAUUACAGGUGGAAAGCCUGAUGACAUCACCAUCCUUAUAGCAGUAGUAUCUGAUAUGGCAGCAGAUGAUUUAGACACUUGAAAGUGAAAGAAUUAGCGAGAAGAGGCUACUGACUCACAUCAUGGGAUUGGUGUCUGUAUUAUGACAGCACAGAAAGCUAUUCCACCUUGAUUCCGACUGAUAGUCUGUCUCUUUGUACUUCCCACAUAAAAACUUCCUUGUCAUUCAACAUCUCAUCAACUUUGCGAGUUUGCAAACGGUUGUUAUUUUAAAGAACAAGAAUCCAUCGACACAAUUCCGAGGUCCAAAUUUUAUUCACCAAGAGAGAUAGCUGGACAGUUGUCAUGAUAAUUAUUUGAAUAAUAGUUAAUUGUUGUAUGAAUCUCCACAAUCAGUGGGUGUAAAAUGAAACUCCAAAUUUCUUUUGCUUAUUUUGGUGAGAGUUUCUUUGGCUCAUUAUUUUCUGUACAUUGCAUAUCACUUUUCAAUGUUUUAAUGGAUGGCCAGUACCUCUCACUGCAAAUCUUUUGAUUUAAUUUUGGUUUUAUAAAAGGUCUCCAGAGCUCGCUGAAAAGCCUCAUUCAUCAGCUCUUUAACAUACUCUGUGGUUUUCACAACUGAUAAUUUUUGCAAUAAUGUUGCCAGACAAAAACUGCAGGCAGUAUGCUAACUGGCUAAAAAAUAAAAGAGAAUUCAGAAGUGUCCUACGGCUCUUUUGGGCCAGGGGCAGGGAGUGAUUGAUUUUUCCAAAUAGCACGGGUAAUCAAGCCUAUGUACACUGUUGGCUUUCUCAUGUUAUGUCAUCUUAUAUUAUUGUAUGAUUCAAUUCAAUUCAAUUGCCCAUAACCAGUUGGAACAUGGGCUUGUUUCAUUUUAAAGAGUAACAUCCAAACAUGUCUCAUCCCACCCUCCAACAAAGCACAGCACAGCUUUUUUCAUUUUUUUGAGAAGCUUUUCUUUUCUUACAUGUAAAGUUACAACAGGAAAGCUUCUUGUUUAUCGCAUUUUGGUAUCAUAGUGGGCUUUCAGAAAAAGGUCAUUUUUUUUACUAACCAUGAAUGUAUCCAAAUUCCUUUUUGUCCCUUAAAGUGAGGACCGGCAACAGUCUAAAAAGGCCAUAAUGAUUGUCCCUUGUUGUCAUCAAGACAACUUGAAUUAGUUAAUUGAAGCAAUUUGAUAUGUUAAUGUAUAAUUUAAUGAGAUUCCACAUUUGGCCUUGCUCCAAAUGUUUGUUAUAGCCACAAGAAUCACUCCAGUGCUAAUUGUUGAGUUGUAAAGCUUUUUCUGCUAAAUGAUACAUUAACUUAAAAUAACCGUUUUGACUUUAUUACCAAAGACUUUAGAGUUUUUGGUUAAAAAGAAUCUGCUAGAGAACAAUGCUGAAUUUUGUAUAUAAUUUAUUAUACGUUCUCAUAAGACCAUGUUUUGUAUAAAAUCAUGUGAUCCUUAAAAAUGGAUGAUGUUAUUUAAUUUAAUUUCUUUUUUGCCCCUAUUUUCUGUCUGUAAAUAAGAGUAAUAGUUCAUCUAGUACUGUAAAUUAAAACAACUUGUUUCAAGGGUAUUGGCUGCUUCUGUCCAUUCCCUGGAGAGAGAAACAAAAAAGGGGGACUGGAAAAGAGUAGCCUUUGCACAGCAGCUCCCUCGCCUCAAACAAAGUUUGAUCGGAGGAGGAUGCUGUACAUAGGCUAGAAGAGAGAUACCCUGAGGGAUAGGUUGAUUUUGAUGAUUCUUUGUUUAUCGAACUCUGACAGUGCGCCUGGAGUUAAAUUGGAUGUUUUAAUAAAAGUUAAAAUUUUGUCAGUAAUACAUUAUAG